AUGGCCUCGUCGGAUCUCAAGGCAUGGAUCGCCGGCAUGCCCAAAGCCGAACUACAUGUUCAUUUAGAAGCGGAGCGGAACAACCUCCCCCUCCCACCGUCACUGACAUCGCUCUCGGAGUCCUCCCAGCAUGAAUCAGGCUAUGCCUUCCACGACCUCACGUCCUUCCUGGCGGUCUACUACCCGAACCUCUCGGUCCUCCAGACAGAGCACGACUUCCGGGACCUGGCACUGACCUACCUCACGCACGCACACGGCCAGAACAUCAAACAUGCCGAGCUCUUCUUCGACCCGCAAGCACACACGGGGCGAGGAAUCCCCUUCCCGACGGUCCUACGCGGCUAUCGCCUGGGCCUGACGACCGCACAGCGAACACUGGGCAUCUCCGCAUCGCUAAUCAUGUGUUUCCUGCGCGACCACUCGGCCGAAUACGCCAUGGCGACGCUCAUGGAAGCACUGCCCUUCAAGGACGCCAUCAUCGGGGUGGGCCUGGACUCGGACGAGCGCGACAACCCGCCGAGCAAAUUCGCCGCCGUGUUUCAACGCGCGAGCAAGGAAGGCUUCCUGCUCACGACCCAUUGCGACAUCGAUCAGCCCAACUCGCUCGCACACAUCCGUCAGGCCCUGACGGAGCUGCAGGUCGACCGCAUCGACCACGGGACCAACAUCGUCGCCGACGACGAGCUGGUGUGCAUCGCGCUGCAGAAAGGCAUCGGAUUGACCUGCUGUCCCGUGUCCAACAGCGUCGUCACCGCCGACUUCAAAGGGAGGGAGAUCGUCGCUCUGCUGCGGAGGGGCGUCAAGGUCACCGUGAACUCGGAUGAUCCGGCUUAUUUCAGGGCGUAUGCCAAUGAGAAUAUGGAGAAGAUGGCCGUGGAGACGGACUUGACGAGGAAGGAGUUGGUGCAGUUGCAGAGGAAUGCGUUUGCCAUCUCGUGGAUUUCUACGUGGCGGCGGAAUCACUUUCUCGCGCUCUUGGAUGAGUAUGAACGGUCAACGUCGACUCCGGAGCUUCCCAAUGGUAUUUAG
Exophiala bonariae is the source of this 1029-nucleotide messenger RNA. RefSeq lists its product as uncharacterized. The transcript is spliced from 2 exons. Gene Ontology annotation, molecular function: adenine deaminase activity. Gene Ontology annotation, cellular component: cytosol. The record is from RefSeq and is a predicted model, not a curated record. Gene Ontology annotation, biological process: adenine catabolic process; hypoxanthine salvage. The coding region runs from base 1 to 1029 and encodes 342 amino acids. NCBI's taxonomy places the organism in Eukaryota, Fungi, Ascomycota, Eurotiomycetes, Chaetothyriales, Herpotrichiellaceae.